Molecule: messenger RNA, 423 nt
Organism: Bipolaris zeicola 26-R-13
Lineage: Eukaryota; Fungi; Ascomycota; Dothideomycetes; Pleosporales; Pleosporaceae
Exons: 3
Coding region: 1-423 (140 amino acids)
Molecular function (GO): carbon-sulfur lyase activity
Source: RefSeq, a predicted model, not a curated record
AUGACGGACUUCAAGGGAUCGUGCCACUGCAAGCAGACGGAGUGGACGGCGACACUUCAGCCGGAUCAACAGGCGCAUAUCCUUUGUCACUGUAACACGUGCAAGGAGCUCUCCGGCGCGACAUACACGCUCAACCAGAUCAUUCCCGCCAAGGCGCUUAAGAUCACCAAGGGCGAUGACUUGGGCAAAUACACAUACAAGGGUGACUCUGGCAAGAGUGUUCACUGCUUUUACUGCAAGAACUGCACUGCGCACGUAUACCACCAGCAGGAGGUCCUCGGCCCGGACAACAUUGUUCUGAGGACCGGACUAUUGGAGCAGGGACUCAAGGACUUCAAGCCGGGCGCGGAGAUCUUUGGCAAGGAUCGCCUGCCAUGGGAGAAGGAGGUUGCGACCACUUUCGAUGUUCUGCCACCCUCAUAG